Molecule: messenger RNA, 498 nt
Organism: Priceomyces carsonii
Lineage: Eukaryota; Fungi; Ascomycota; Pichiomycetes; Serinales; Debaryomycetaceae
Gene: MRPL27
Product: mitochondrial 54S ribosomal protein mL41
Exons: 1
Coding region: 1-498 (165 amino acids)
Biological process (GO): translation
Cellular component (GO): mitochondrial large ribosomal subunit
Molecular function (GO): structural constituent of ribosome
Source: RefSeq, a predicted model, not a curated record
AUGAAGGCUACUGAUACACUUAGGUUUCACCAAACGUGCGUUUCAAACUUGAGGAGACCUUGGCAAACAUUUAGAGAUGGACAAAUAUGGUAUGGUUACACCACCAGAGGUUCAAAGAGACACCAGUUGACCACCAAGCAAGGAAACAAGCAUUUUUACAAGGGUACUGGCUCUUCGGGGUACGGAAAAUUGAACAAGAAUGGAUCUUUCGUAAUGAACUGGUCAAAAGUGAGAACUUAUGUAGUUCCACAAGAUUUAAAUGUGAGUAACUUAAAACCCUUAGUUUCGCCAAAUGUUCCCCAAAUAGAGCAGAAAUAUGUUGGAUACAAGGAUGGAAUUAAGAGUCCUGAGUUGGCUUGGAAAAAUAUCACAGAUUUCAUAGAAUAUGGUGAGAAUUACGACAACAUCGACUUGGAAAGCAAUAACUACUUAGAAGAAUAUGUUCACCCUAAGAUUGUGGAAAGUGACCAAAAAAAGAACUUUGAACCCUCAUCUUAG